Manihot esculenta (cassava) is the source of this 767-nucleotide messenger RNA. Its product is annotated as 30S ribosomal protein S16-2, chloroplastic/mitochondrial. Bases 151 to 561 code for a protein of 136 amino acids. NCBI's taxonomy places the organism in Eukaryota, Viridiplantae, Streptophyta, Magnoliopsida, Malpighiales, Euphorbiaceae. The record is from RefSeq and is a predicted model, not a curated record. Gene Ontology annotation, molecular function: structural constituent of ribosome. The transcript has 3 exons. Gene Ontology annotation, cellular component: ribosome; small ribosomal subunit. Gene Ontology annotation, biological process: mitochondrial translation.
AAGCCAUUUCGCGAUUUACCCUUGCAAACCCUAAACCCUUUGAUCGCAGCAGCCGCACCACUUAGAAUCCAGCACUGAAGUUUUCGUUCACCAUUUUUCUGUUUUAGUGAGUUCUAGCUUCUUAUUCUAUUGAGUUUCCAGUUAGAGAAGAUGGUGGUGAGGAUCCGAUUGUCGAGAUUUGGGUGCAAAAACAAACCAUUUUAUCGGGUCAUGGCCGCGGACAGCAGAUCCCCCAGAGACGGCAAGCACCUGGAAGUCCUUGGUUACUACAAUCCCCUUCCAGGUCAAGACGGGGGCAAACGGAUGGGUCUUAAUUUUGAGAGAGUGAAGUAUUGGUUAUCAGUUGGUGCUCAGCCCUCAGACCCUGUCCAACGCAUUCUUUUCAGAGCAGGGUUGCUGCCCGCUCCCCCAAUGGUAGCAAUCGGGCGUAAAGGUGGACCUCGGGAUACACGUCCAGUUGAUCCAAUGACUGGGCGUAUUUUGGAUUCGGAGAAGAUGUCCAAUGCUACCAAAUCAAAUGCUAGUGAAAGUGCGAAUGGAGCUGGAGCAACCACUACUUGAAACUUCCAGUUCUGCAGUUCCCAUAGUCUUCAUUUUUAAAGAGGAGCUUUUUAGGUGGGUUCUAAUGAUACAUUCACACUGUGAUUACUGGAAGGAUUAAUAUGGUGAAAAGAUGAACUCCCUGUGAACAUAAUGAGUGGUAACUAUUUUCAUUGAUGAAUUUCUUAUACGUCCUUGAAUAAGGUUAUUUAUCUAGCUUGGGUGAA